Molecule: messenger RNA, 1144 nt
Organism: Drosophila guanche
Lineage: Eukaryota; Metazoa; Arthropoda; Insecta; Diptera; Drosophilidae
Product: large neutral amino acids transporter small subunit 1-like
Exons: 3
Coding region: 1-801 (266 amino acids)
Biological process (GO): amino acid transmembrane transport
Cellular component (GO): membrane
Molecular function (GO): L-amino acid transmembrane transporter activity
Source: RefSeq, a predicted model, not a curated record
AUGCAUCUAUCGUUCUACAGUGGCCUCUUCUCCUACUCCGGCUGGAAUUACCUCAACUUUGUCACUGAGGAGCUGAAGGACCCCUAUCGCAAUCUACCCAAAGCCAUUUGCAUCUCCAUGCCGUUAGUGACGAUAAUUUAUAUGGUCACGAACGUUGCUUACUUUUCGGUGCUGUCCACCGACGAAAUACUUUCAUCGGAUGCGGUGGCAGUCACCUUUGGGGACAAGAUGCUGGACUAUAUGUCUUGGGUGAUGCCCUUUGCAGUGGCCUGCUCGACUUUUGGCUCGCUAAAUGGCGCCAUUUUUGCAUCGUCUAGGCUGUUUUUCGUAGGGGCACGCAACGGACACCUACCAGCAGCCAUUUCUCUCAUCAAUGUUAACUGUCUUACGCCAGUGCCAUCGCUGAUAUUCCUGGGCGUUCUCACCCUCUUGUUGCUGUUCAUCAAGGACACCUACGUGCUAAUCAACUACGUCAGCUAUGUGGAGGCCCUGUUCACGCUUAUCUCGGUAUCGGGACUGCUGUGGCUGCGCUACAAGCAGCCCAAGGCGGAGCGACCCAUUCGCGUCAACCUGGCACUGCCGAUCAUCUAUCUGAUCGUUUGCCUCUUCCUGGUAAUAUCCUCGUGCUCGCAAUCGCCCUAUGAAGUCGGCAUUGGCACAAUAAUCAUCCUGUCCGGCAUUCCGAUCUACUAUCUGACCAUUCACCAUCCGGUCAAGUGGCUGGCGGACACCUCGCAGUCCAUCAAUCUGUGGUGCUCCAAGUUCUUUAUUUGUAUGCCCAAUCAGGAAAAGUUCGAUUAGAGAUUGAGGAGAGCAGGAAAGGUGCCUUCAGCGAAUGCAUCGAUCGGGCCCAAGUCUCAAGCUAUCGCUAAUAUUGAACAUUUUAAUUCUACGCACAACAUUACGGAAGUGUUAUUGUAAAUAACUCAAAGGCAUUCUGGCAGCAGAACUUGGCGCGAAUUUUUAUUAUUACUUAUUCAUAUUUUAUAUAUCAUUUGUCUCCCUUCCACAACAAAAAAGAGUUCCUCGGAACAGCAGCCAAGAAAAGACAAAACCAAUAUUUUAACAAUUUUUACAUAGUAUUUAAGAGGAAAUUUAGAAUUUAUUUUAUUAUAUUCGAAGUAACUUUUGCAAAAUGUAAAAA